AUGGCGACCGAUACCGACAUUCCUUCAUCACUUCCUUCGCCAAGACAUGUUGAGGCAAUGGUGAUGGGCGCCGAUGCGUUCUUGGAGAUGGGGAUGUUGAUUGUUGGAGUGGAACGAUAUCAAUGGUAUUCAGCGGAGAAGAAUAUUGCCAUCUUCAAGGAAGAGUUUGGCGCAACACCAUCGUCUGUCAAUGAUCUUUGGUCAGAUCUACGUGAAAUGGAACUGCUCACGAAGAAAUCAAGGCCAAAGCACUUACUCAUGACAAUCCGUUUCCUGUGGAUGUACCCAACUCUCGGCCCCUUGGGCCGCUUUUUCAAGAUCGACAGCAAGAAUACAGUUCGGAAAUGGAUUCAUCAUUUUGUUCCAAGGAUUGCUCAAGUCAUGUCCAAGAGAAUGGUGAAAUGGAAGGAUGCUGACCUGGGACAGACCUUUUUCAUGUCUGUUGAUGGCACGUGUUGUCGCAUUGAGGAGCCCAGACCAUUCUCCAAGAUAUACUCCUGCCACAAGUUCGGUGGUCAUGCAGGAGUUAACUAUGAGAUUGGAAUGAGCAUUAUUCUGCAAAAGCUCCUUUGGGUGUACGGUCCCACUCUUCCUGGUCUCCACAAUGACUUGGAGGUGGCUCGGCAAGCAUUGCUCCCAAAACUCCGAGCGUAUGGGAAUGGCAAGCGAAUCAUCGCGGAUGGAAUCUACGGAGCUGCAUCUGAAUCAGACGUCGUCAGUAUCGACAAUGAGUUUGACCCACGCGAGGUGGCAGAAUUCAAGGAACGAGUGUGCUCGAGGCAUGAAAAGUUCAACAAUCUACUGAAACUCUGGGACUGUCUCGAGGAUGUAUUCCGGCAUGGCAUUACGUUCCACAGGGAGUGCUUUCAUGCUGUUGUUGCCAUUGUUUGUAUUCAACUCGACAACGGAAGCUACUCGCUGUUCGACCCGUAUCCGAUGUGUUAG
This is a messenger RNA of Seminavis robusta, 945 nucleotides long. NCBI's taxonomy places the organism in Eukaryota, Bacillariophyta, Bacillariophyceae, Naviculales, Naviculaceae. The record is from the annotation of a GenBank genome assembly.